Messenger RNA from Phyllotreta striolata, 500 nucleotides. The record is from the annotation of a GenBank genome assembly. Lineage: Eukaryota; Metazoa; Arthropoda; Insecta; Coleoptera; Chrysomelidae.
AAAUGUCAAAAGUCAAAAAUCAGUUGUAAAUUGUAAACAGUAAACAACAGGGUAGGUGCGUUAAUUUGCGUUAGAAAAUCAUUUCAAAUCGAAAAUGGUUUGCGAUAGUUGUCAAAAGAAAUGCGGGAAAGUCAUCACGCCGGACCCGUGGAAAAGCGGGGCCCGAAAUACGACGGAAUCGGGCGGGCGAAAGGUCAACGAAAACAAAGCUCUCACCGCCAGUAAAAACAGGUUCAAUCCUUACACGACGAAAUUCGAAACUUGCAGAAUUUGUAGGCAGAAAGUUCAUCAAAUCGGCUCGCACUAUUGCCAAGCCUGCGCUUACAAGAAAGGGAUAUGUGCAAUGUGUGGAAAAAAAAUCAUUAGUACCAAAAACUAUCGUCAAUCCGCUGUGUAAGCAAUUCGUUUUUAAUAUAAUAGUGAUCAAUACGUCUAAUUGUACAUAUAAACUUUACAUGUGUAAGAAUAGAAUAAUAUAACGUUUUUCUUUUAUUAAAAAU